Messenger RNA from Mobula hypostoma (lesser devil ray), 4501 nucleotides. RefSeq names its product HEPACAM family member 2-like. NCBI's taxonomy places the organism in Eukaryota, Metazoa, Chordata, Chondrichthyes, Myliobatiformes, Myliobatidae. The transcript has 6 exons. The coding region runs from base 221 to 1054 and encodes 277 amino acids. The record is from RefSeq and is a predicted model, not a curated record.
UCCCGGUAAUGUGCAUUCCCCACUUUCGGUUUUCUCUGCAUUACGCAUGUUGAAACGCAGAAAAGCAGCGCUCCAGCCACAUCCUGCAAACGGCGUUGGCUGGAGCGCAGUCCGGUGUCCCGGCAGGAAGCUGCCCCGACCCGUGAGAAAGCAGAGAGACCAGGCAGAUGGGGAUUCAAGACAACUUGCGAGCCGGACUGUUGGAUCCGCACAUUGACCUAUGGAUUUGAGAACAGCAGCCGCCUUCAUUGUCUGCUUCACCCUGUUGUAUCUGGCCCCAAGCUAUUGCCUGGAGGUGAGGCUGAGCGAGGAACUGGUGUGGGGACUGGUGGGCCAGGCGGUGGAGCUGAAGGCCGAGUACCAGCUCGGGGUCUCUGAGCGCCUGCACAGCAUCACGUGGCGGGUGGAUAAGGACUAUCCCACGCGGAUCCUGCAGUACAUUGCCAGUAGGAACACCACCCUCCCCUCUGCACCAUACCAGCACCGCGUCCAAUUCAACAGCACCACCGGCUCCCUCUGCAUAGCUCGCUUCACCGAGAGCGACCACGGCCUCUACCACAUCACCGUCACUGCCGUGGAUGGCACCGAGGUCAAGGCACAGGCACGCGUGGCUGUGUACGAGCCAGUUUCAGGGAUCAUCGUUUCCCUGUCCCCCAACAGGACGUCCCCUCAGCAGAACGUGACACUCAAAUGCUCGGUGGUGGCAGGGAGCAAGCUGCAGUUUGCCUGGUCCAAAGAUGGCCAGAACAUUACGGCAAGGGGCUGGGUGGUGCAGUGGGACAUGGGCCAGGACCUGGUGCUGCCUGAGCUGGGCUGGGAGGACUGUGGUACCUACACCUGUAAGGUCUGGAACACAAUAAACUGGCAAAGCCUCAGCCUCAACCUGACAGCCUCCUCUGAUGUGCCAGCGUGUCAGACCCAGGACGUGCCAGAGCGGCUCCGGUUCCUGCUCCUCAGUCCGGUCCUCCUGUGUUUCCUGCUGGGGGUUGUUCUGCUGUUCUUUUCCGUUGGAGUUGGGAAGAAGGCGCUUCAGAAGGCAAGGAUGAAGAUAUAGAGCUUUGAGACACCAGCUGUGAUCCCUUUCCUCCUGAACCUGUCAUGGCUGCCCUUCUCCUUGUUCCCACCAUGCUCCAGGACCAGCAGCGUUCCAUGGGGCUUGGAGAGAUUCCAGGGAGAAUGGAGCUUUACUGACUCAUGGUACUCGUUGCCUUAAGGACAUUACUUGACUUAUUUAUUCCAAGGCAUGAACGCUUCGACGACUUCAGGGUAACAGGGCAUGUGCCAUGCAUGUUUGGGAGGUUUGGACCUAAACAGAGAUGGUGAGCAUUGCAUGACCCAUCUGCAGAAGCAGGAAGCAUGGCUCUGUCAGGUCCCACCAUCUUGUCACCUAACGUCACCGUACUGGGGAUCACCACUGACAAGAAACUCCACUGGAGCAGCCACAUAGACAUCAAGGUCAUGGACUGUGAAUCUUGUGGAUUUUGACUCUCCUUCCUGCACCUGAAGUCUUACUCCCAACUCCCUACCCGCCCAGUUAGGAAUGUGAUGGAACAUGUUUAAUUCCCUAGUGGUUAUAGUCAAUUCUCCAUCUACAAGAGUGUAAUGGGGCACUUCCCUAGUCCAUGCACACAACAUCCGCCACAUUUCCCAGAUCUACAGAGCAGAAGGUAGGAGGAUGUUGGGACGCAGUUAAUCCACACACUCAACAUUUGCCACAUUAGCUCCAUCUAAAGGUCAUGAGUGUGACAGGAUACUGGGUGGAAAUAAUCCCUUCUCCCAUUGACAGGGCAGGAGUUCGGGAGUGUGACGGGACACUUCCCACUUCCCUGGAUGAAGAUAGUCCAAUUCCCCAACCACAGGGCAGGAGUUGGGAGUGUGGCGGGACACGCCCCACUUCCCUGGCUCCAACACUUCUCUCUGGUUGCCAGAGGCAGCCACACCUGAAGCUCAAAGAGAAUGGUAGGAACCGCCCUGUCUGUGCUGAAAGCUGGCAGUGGGAAAGGAGCCCUGCUUGGCUCCUCCUUGUCUGCCAGGCUCCUGCCUGGGGCCAGUUUGUGAUAGCUGCCUGCAUGCAUCAGUGCUUGUGGUUCAGGCUGAUGGUAUGUUAGCGAAAUACCAACGAGAUUGAAGUGGGGUCACCAGAGACAGCAGAAAAUAGGACUCAGGUGGGGUGGGGGGGGGGAAGCACAUGUGACCUGCCUGAGGAGUUCAGGUGGGGCAGUGUGUGGGAAGGAAGCAAGAGGCUUCCAGCAUCUCAUGUCAGGACCCUGAAUCAGGGCUGAGAUCAGAACUGGGUUCCAUAUCCACCAUCCCCAUCUCAGAGUGGUGGGAAGGAAGUUGGGGGGAUUGAGCAGUCAAGGAGCCAUGCAGCGCAGGUGCAGGCCAUUCAGCCCACUGAGUUCCCUGCUAUCUCACUGAAUCUCACCCCAUUCCAUUCUUCCCUCCUCCUUCCCCUCCAGAGUUCACCCCAUACUGUUGGUGAAACUCAGUGCGUCGGGCAGUAUCUGAGGAGGGAAGAGUGGACAGCAGCCUUCUCCUGGAAUGAAAGUCAGGGUUUCAUCUGUCCACUCCAACCUCCCUGGAUGCUGCCCAACCUGCUGAGAUCCCCCAGCACAGUGGGGGUUGUUCCAGGUUUUCAGAUUCAGAAUCAGAACCAUCACAUGUAGAUCAAAACAUCCAGAGGCCUGUGUUGUUUGUGCAUCCAGCAGCACAACUGAAGGGCGUGCUGGGGAACAGCCUUCAAGUGUCACUGCGCUUCCUGGUGCCAACAUAACAUGCCCACGAUGUUCAGCAGAACAGCACAAGCUGCAACAACGACACAAAAGCCAUCUCAAAACUGAACAACAGCAACGUCCUCUCCUCCCUCCCUCCCACAUGCACACACAGACAGGCCUGCAAUCCGAGGACAGGCUGCCUCCAGAAAUCCAACCUCCAGUCCUUGGCUGAGACUGAAAAACAUCGACUUUCUGACCUCCAGGUUCACUGACUUCGACUUUCACCCUUCAGCUAUCACACCAAACGCUUGUUGAUCACAGGACUUCGAUCUGGGGGCCUCAAACUCUGGACUCUCAUGGGUCUCCAUGUCCUUGUCUUACUGGCGUGGGGUUUAUACCUGUCCCAGACUCACAAAUUCACAGACAUUAGUUCACUGACUUCUGGACAUGCUGACGCAGGGCCUCGAUGUCCAGGUGCCCAACUUCUGUCCUUGCCCUUUGGACUUGCUGCACUCGGGACUUUGACUUUUAGCUUUUGGGCUCACAGACUUGCAGGCAUUAAUUCUCUGACUUCUGGACGCACUGACAUUUGGGCUUUAACCUUUGGUAUUGGUCCCAGCACUCGCAGAUUAUGGGAUUCUGACAGCAUGGCCCCACUGGCAAGGAGAGGCCAUUCAGCCCACUGGAUCAAUUCCCAUCCCUGCAUUUGCUCUUCUCUCUCACUUCUGCCACCCCUCAGACACAGAUUACUUUUGGGUGGGGUGAUGUGGAAUGGAAAUGGGAUUAAUCCACCCAGCCCACUUGUGGCAGAGGGGGCAGAAAGGGUUGGGGAAGGUGAGUCAAUGUGUGAGGAAUAAUGGGAUAGUCGCAGGCCUGGUAGAUGGAGGUGGAGGAGUUGACUGCCUGGUCAGUGCUUUCCACUGGCUGAGAUUGGUCACUGUUCUAUGCAGUCUGAGUAGGGCCAACUGACACACAGUAAGAUCCCAUGGGCCAGAAGUGGGAGCAGGAGGUUCUCAGUGCAAGGACGUCCCAGAUGGAGGCUGGCAACAGGAGGAUUGAGUGUUGGGGAGGAACAUAACUCCUUUAGAUCUCAGGGCAUGGAAUAUCUGUAUGAGUGCUCCCUCCUGAUCACUCCUUCCCUCUCACUGUCCCUUCCCCCUCAAAGCCCCUCCGUCCUCACUGCCUCCCUUUCCUCACUGCCACUCACUCCUCAUUGCUUCACCCUACUCACUAGCUCUCCCUUUUCACUGCCUCAUCCUUGAGACUGCCACACCUCCUCACUUACCUUCCUCCUCAACAUCCCUCCCUACUCGUCAUGCCGCCUUCCUCAACUUCCCUAAUCACUUUCCCUCUCCUCCCUUCUAAUGGCCCCUCAACCCUCCCCAUCCCUCCCACAGCCCCCAUCUCCUCAGCAAUCUCCUCCAUCCCACUGCUCCUCAAUGGCCCUCCGUCCUCAAUGGCCCUUCCUUCACGAGCACCUUCUUUCCUCAGUGCCUCUCUGUCCUCAGCAGCUGUCCCUCCUCACUGCCUCCCCCCACAUCUCUGUGAGUCAGUCUGGGUGGGGGCUGUGUUUGCUGACUCUUCGAGUCAGGUGGAGGGAGGCCUGGAAAAAGGACAUUGAGAUAGCUUGUUUUGUACAUGUCAUCAGGCAUUAACUUUGCAUUGUUAAAUUGUUGAUCCUGCACUUUAACUGCUCCUUGUGUAUGCCAUUGUAAGUUAUAAGCCAUAUAUAUAUUUCAGAUAUCUUUAUUGUAUGUUUAAUCUGUAUAGGUAUACUAAAUCUGUAA